Pediculus humanus corporis (human body louse) is the source of this 1446-nucleotide messenger RNA. RefSeq lists its product as uncharacterized. Gene Ontology annotation, molecular function: protein-folding chaperone binding; misfolded protein binding. Gene Ontology annotation, cellular component: endoplasmic reticulum. The coding region runs from base 1 to 1446 and encodes 481 amino acids. The transcript has 9 exons. Gene Ontology annotation, biological process: protein folding in endoplasmic reticulum. NCBI's taxonomy places the organism in Eukaryota, Metazoa, Arthropoda, Insecta, Psocodea, Pediculidae. The record is from RefSeq and is a predicted model, not a curated record.
AUGGUACUCAUUGAUGAAAGAAACCUUUGGAUAUUAUUUAAUAAUAUUUCUAACAGUAAAAUAGUAAAUGUUAAUGAACACUUAGAGUUGGGAAGAGAAUUUUUAGCAAAAGGUCAACUUCAAGAUGCUUUAUCUCAUUAUCAUGCAGCUGUUGAAGGAGAUCCAAAUAAUUAUUUAACUUUAUAUAAAAGAUGUACUGUUUUUUUGGCCUUGGGAAAGGCUCGUCAAGCGAUAGCUGAUUUAGAUAAAGUUCUUCAAAUAAAACCUGACUUUUAUCCUGCUCGUUUGCAGAGGGGUAAUAUAUAUUUUAAACAAGCAAAAUUAGAUGAAGCUUUAAUGGAUUAUCAAGAAGUGUUGCGUUAUGAUCCGAAUAAUGUCGAAGCUUUCGAUAGCUAUCAUAAAGUAUAUCCCGUAGCAGAAGAUAUUCGUAUGGCGAAAUCACAGCCUCGGGAUUUUCAUCAUUAUGAAGUCGUGCAAGUUUUAAAUAGAGUUAUUGAAUUUUGUCCGUGGUCAGCGGAAUUAAGGGAAUUAAGAGCCGAAAGGUAUUCUGCAAUGGGAAAUAUAGAAGGUGCGAUAAAUGAUAUAAAAACAACCACCAAAUUAGAUGCUGACAAUACAGCUGGAUACUACAAAUUAGCUUUGUUAUAUUAUAGUUUAGGUGAAGCUGAAGAUAGUUUAAGGCAAAUUAGAGAGUGUCUAAAAUUGGAUCCUGAGCACAAAGAUUGUUUUCCACAUUACAAAAAAGUCAAAAAAAUCGAUAAAUUAAUCAGUCAAAUGAAUGUGGCUGCCGUUGAAAAGGAUUACGAUAAUUGCAUUGAAUCCGCUAAAAAGAUUCUUUUGGCAGAAUCGUCGGUGCGAGCCAUUAAAUUCCGCGCCCAUGAAAAAUUGUGCCAUUGCUAUCUACAAAAUCAACAGUUACCUCUCGCCAUUUCUAGUUGCCGAGACGCAUUAGAAAUAGAAAAAAAUCCUAGAAUAUAUUGUGACAGAGCUGAAGCUUAUUUAAAUAGCGAAUUGUACGACGAUGCAAUACAAGAUUAUCAUAAAGCUUUAGAAUUAGAUGAUCAUUAUCAACGCGCCAAGGAAGGACUUCAAAGAGCUCACAAGCUUCAAAAACAAUCGGAGCGAAGAGACUAUUAUAAAAUAUUAGGAGUUUCAAGAUCUGCUUCGAAAAAAGAAAUAAUCAAAGCUUACAGAAAACAAGCGCAAAAGUGGCACCCCGAUAAUUUUUCUGAUGAAAAUAAAAAAAAAGAAGCUGAAAAAAAAUUUAUUGACAUUGCAGCUGCAAAAGAAGUUUUGACUGAUCCCGAAAAAAAAGAAAAAUUUGACAACGGUGACGAUCCAUUGGAUCCCGAAUCCGGCCAAUACAGUCAGGGAGGAUUUAAAUUUACUCAAGGAUUUCAUCAUUUUCACGGAAGUCCUUUUCAAUUUAAAUUUCAUUUUACAUAA